AUGAUGCGGCUUUUGCGGACGCCGGACGGGCCAUCUCUGCAAUUUUACUUCAGAGCAACUCCAGCCCUCUCUACACGCAUCCGACGUUCCGAAGAAAAACACCCGACUCCGCCCCAUCUCCGUCUCCAACGCCCGCCGCCGUCGCCUCUGCAUCACACGCUCCCUCCCCUCCGUCCUCACCCACAGCCGCCGCCCCGGUCCCUGCAGCGCCUCCCCUCCCACGACCUCUCCAACGACGGCAAUCCCCAACCGCACAGGAAGGAGGAAGGAGAAAGGAGGAAGGAGGAAGAAGAAGGGGAGGAAGCCGAGGAGGGGAGGAGGAGGUGCGUCGGCCGUCGUCUUGUUCCGUUCCCGGCUGUCGUCUUCUCCACGUGCCCAUCCCGCGCCCACCGCCAGCCCCGCCCCGUCGUCCCGCUCCGGCCAGCGGCCGCGCUCGGCCGCCUGCCGGUGGAGGAGGAGCCCCGUCCUACCCCGGCGACCCUUGCCGGCCCCUUCCCCGUCGCGUCCCCGCUGUCGGUCCGGCUCGUGUCUUCGUCGCCGUGA
Sorghum bicolor (sorghum) is the source of this 543-nucleotide messenger RNA. RefSeq lists its product as uncharacterized. Bases 1 to 543 code for a protein of 180 amino acids. Lineage: Eukaryota; Viridiplantae; Streptophyta; Magnoliopsida; Poales; Poaceae. The record is from RefSeq and is a predicted model, not a curated record. The transcript has a single exon.